This is a messenger RNA of Sciurus carolinensis (gray squirrel), 5023 nucleotides long. It is a transcript of the gene Taf2, whose product is annotated as TATA-box binding protein associated factor 2. Bases 247 to 3885 code for a protein of 1212 amino acids. Gene Ontology annotation, biological process: transcription initiation at RNA polymerase II promoter. The transcript has 26 exons. Gene Ontology annotation, cellular component: transcription factor TFIID complex. Gene Ontology annotation, molecular function: transcription cis-regulatory region binding; chromatin binding; RNA polymerase II general transcription initiation factor activity. The record is from RefSeq and is a predicted model, not a curated record. NCBI's taxonomy places the organism in Eukaryota, Metazoa, Chordata, Mammalia, Rodentia, Sciuridae.
UGGUAACAUGUCGGUCGGCGGUCCCUUUGAGCGGUUGCAGAGAGGGACAUCCUUGUGACAAGCUGGACGCAGGCGGCCGAAAGAAGCCGAAUCGAUCGACGAGGGCGGGUCUGGGUGCUCAGGGCCCCCCGGACGCCGGGCGUGACUGUGGGGACCGUGGGGAGCCGGGGAGAGCUAGGCGCCUGAGACCGGUAAUGCCCUGCAGCCCCCGCGGACGCCGGGAAUCCCAGCCCCGCGGCCAGCUGCAUGCCUUCGACCGGUGCCGAGCCCUUCAGAAUGAACAGGAAGAAAGGAGACAAGGGCUUUGAAAGCCCAAGGCCGUAUAAAUUAACCCAUCAGGUUGUCUGCAUCAACAACAUAAAUUUCCAGAGGAAGUCUGUUGUGGGCUUUGUGGAACUGACUAUAUUUCCUACAGUUGCAAACUUGAAUAGAAUCAAGUUGAACAGCAAACAGUGUAGAAUAUAUCGAGUAAGGAUCAAUGAUUUAGAGGCUGCUUUUAUUUAUAAUGAUCCAACCUUAGAAGUUUGUCACAAUGAAUCAAAACAGAGGAAUCUCAAUUAUUUUUCCAAUGCAUAUGCAGCUGCAGUUAGUGCCGUGGAUCCUGAUGCAGGAAAUGGAGAACUUUGCAUUAAAGUUCCAUCAGAGUUAUGGAAGCAUGUUGAUGAGUUAAAGGUUCUGAAGAUACACAUUAAUUUUUCUUUGGAUCAGCCAAAAGGAGGUCUUCAUUUUGUGGUGCCCAGUGUAGAGGGGAGUAUGGCAGAGAGAGGUGCUCAUGUCUUCUCUUGUGGGUAUCAGAAUUCCACAAGAUUUUGGUUCCCAUGUGUUGAUUCAUACUCUGAAUUAUGUACAUGGAAAUUAGAAUUUACAGUAGAUGCUGCUAUGGUGGCUGUUUCCAAUGGAGAUUUGGUAGAGACAGUAUAUACCCAUGAUAUGAGGAAGAAGACCUUCCAUUACAUGCUUACCAUUCCUACAGCAGCAUCAAACAUCUCCUUGGCCAUUGGACCUUUUGAAAUACUCGUAGAUCCAUAUAUGCAUGAGGUUACUCAUUUUUGUUUACCCCAACUUCUUCCAUUGCUUAAACAUACCACAUCAUAUCUUCAUGAAGUCUUUGAAUUUUAUGAAGAAAUUCUUACAUGUCGAUAUCCAUAUUCCUGUUUUAAGACUGUAUUCAUUGACGAGGCUUAUGUUGAAGUGGCUGCUUAUGCUUCCAUGAGCAUUUUUAGCACAAAUCUUCUACACAGUGCCAUGAUUAUAGAUGAGACACCUUUGACUAGAAGGUGUUUAGCCCAGUCCUUGGCCCAGCAGUUUUUUGGAUGUUUUAUAUCCAGAAUGUCCUGGUCUGAUGAAUGGGUGCUGAAGGGAAUUUCAGGAUAUAUUUAUGGACUUUGGAUGAAGAAGACUUUUGGUGUUAAUGAGUACCACCAUUGGAUUAAAGAGGAGCUAGAUAAAAUAGUGGCAUAUGAACUGAAAACUGGGGGAGUUUUACUACAUCCCAUAUUUGGUGGAGGAAAAGAGAAGGAUAAUCCAGCAUCCCACCUACACUUUUCAAUAAAGCAUCCACAUACACUCUCCUGGGAAUACUACACUAUGUUUCAGUGUAAAGCCCACCUUGUGAUGAGAUUGAUUGAAAAUAGAAUCAGCAUGGAAUUUAUGCUACAAGUUUUCAAUAAAUUACUAAGCCUGGCUAGUACUGCUUCAUCUCAGAAGUUCCAGUCACACAUGUGGAGUCAGAUGUUGGUUUCCACAUCUGGGUUUUUGAAAUCCAUUUCAAAUGUCUCUGGCAAAGACAUCCAGCCCUUAAUAAAGCAGUGGGUAGACCAAAGUGGAGUGGUAAAAUUUUAUGGAAGUUUUGCAUUUAAUAGAAAACGAAAUGUCUUAGAGUUGGAAAUAAAACAAGAUUAUACAUCUCCUGGAACUCAGAAGUAUGUGGGACCACUUAAAGUGACAGUACAGGAAUUAGAUGGAUCCUUCAAUCAUACAUUGCAAAUUGAAGAAAACAGCCUUAAACAUGAUAUACCCUGCCAUUCCAAAAGCAGAAGGAAUAAGAAGAAAAAAAUCCCACUGAUGAAUGGAGAAGAAGUUGACAUGGAUCUUUCUGCAAUGGAUGCUGAUUCCCCUUUGCUGUGGAUAAGGAUAGACCCAGAUAUGUCAGUAUUGAGAAAGGUAGAAUUUGAGCAAGCUGAUUUUAUGUGGCAAUAUCAACUCCGCUAUGAGAGAGAUGUUGUCGCACAGCAGGAAUCUAUCUUGGCUUUGGAAAAAUUCCCUACUCCAGCAUCUCGGCUUGCUCUCACUGACAUAUUAGAACAAGAGCAGUGCUUCUACCGAGUAAGGAUGUCAGCUUGCUUCUGCCUUGCAAAGAUUGCAAAUUCAAUGGUGAGCACGUGGACAGGACCACCAGCCAUGAAGUCACUCUUUACUAGAAUGUUUUGUUGUAAAACUUGUCCAAAUAUUGUGAAAACAAACAACUUCAUGAGCUUUCAAAGUUAUUUUCUACAAAAGACUAUGCCAGUUGCAAUGGCUUUAUUAAGGGAUGUUCAUAACCUUUGUCCCAAAGAAGUGUUAACAUUUAUUUUAGACCUAAUCAAGUACAAUGACAACAGGAAAAAUAAGUUUUCAGAUAACUAUUAUCGUGCAGAAAUGAUUGAUGCCCUGGCCAACUCUGUUACACCUGCAGUCAGUGUGAAUAAUGAAGUUAGAACUCUGGAUAACUUAAAUCCUGAUGUGCGACUAAUUCUUGAAGAAAUCACCAGGUUUUUGAAUAUGGAAAAACUUCUUCCAAGUUAUAGACAUACCAUCACUGUCAGUUGCUUGAGAGCCAUACGGGUACUGCAGAAAAAUGGACAUGUGCCAAGCGAUCCAGCUCUUUUUAAGUCUUAUGCUGAAUAUGGUCACUUUGUGGACAUCAGGAUAGCAGCUUUGGAAGCAGUUGUUGAUUAUACUAAAGUGGACAGGAGUUAUGAAGAACUGCAGUGGCUUCUUAAUAUGAUUCAGAAUGACCCCGUACCCUAUGUGAGGCAUAAGAUUCUAAAUAUGCUGACUAAGAAUCCACCAUUUACAAAGAACAUGGAAUCUCCAUUGUGCAAUGAAGCCCUGGUAGAUCAGCUUUGGAAACUUAUGAAUUCUGGUACUUCACAUGACUGGAGGUUGCGGUGUGGUGCUGUGGACUUGUAUUUCACACUUUUUGGCCUCAGUAGACCUUCCUGUUUACCCUUACCAGAGCUUGGGUUGGUUCUUAAUCUGAAGGAGAAAAAAGCUGUCUUGAAUCCUACUAUAAUUCCAGAGGCUGUAGCAGGCAACCAAGAAGCUGCGAGCAAUCCAAGCAGUCAUGCACAGCUAGUUGGAUUUCAAAAUCCUUUUUCAAAUUCUCAAGAUGAAGAGGAGAUUGAUAUGGAUACUGUUCAUGAUAGUCAGGCCUUCAUCUCCCAUCAUCUGAACAUGCUUGAAAGACCAUCAACUCCAGGACUCUCCAAAUAUCGACCAGCUAGCUCUCGUUCUGCUUUAAUGCCUCAACAUUCAUCAGGUUGCGAUAGCACAGCUGCCACGAAACCCCAGUGGAGUAUGGAACUUACACGUAAGGGAGCAGGUAAAGAACAAUCGCCUUUGGAGAUGAGUAUGCAUCCAGUGGCAACAGCUCCACUCUCAGUAUUUACUAAGGAAUCUACAUCCUCCAAACACAGUGACCACCAUCACCAUGAGCAUAAGAAAAAGAAGAAGAAGCACAAACAUAAGCACAAACACAAGCAUAAGCAUGACAGCAAAGAAAAGGACAAGGAUCCUUUCACUUACUCCAGCCCUGCCAGUGGCAGGUCUGCUCGUUCUCCUCUCUUUCAGACUGAAAAAGGGACAAAGAGCCCUUUCCCUCUGUGUCCAGAAGAAUGCAUAUAACUAAAGCUUUAUCCUCUAUGGAGAAUGAUAAAAGGCAGGAAAAGAUUUGCUUCUCUUACAUAAAUUCAGAAUCCAUUUAAGUUCUAGACAUUUGAUUUAUAUUAUUUAUACAAUUGAGAUUUAAUUAGGAAGAUGUGUUUUAUGGUUCUGAAUAAACUGUUUCAUCGCCCAUUUCCUACUUAAAACACACAGACACACAGAGCAAACUUCUUUUUACAAAAGCACUCGUAUCCAUUGGGCAGUCCCCAUUCACAUCAUGAUCUCCAUGUGUACUGCCAAAAUCAAUUAUGUUUGAAAGCCUUUGAUGGAUGUUAUGGGGCAGAGUUACGGUUUAAACAGAAGCAACUGCCAAAUCUGUGGUGUAACCACUAUUUCCAGUGAAAUAUUGUAUGACGCCAUUUGAAACUACUGAAAAGACAGAGGCUUUUCUAUAGGAGUCUUCCUCUUGCACUAUUUUUUGUGUUAACAGUAGAAACGAAGCACCAUAAUUUAUGAACAAAGAAUAUGUUGUAUUUCCUUUUAUCCUGAAAUAAUACAAUUUUUGGAAGAAGUUCUUUUUAACAAAAAUUGGAAUAACUAUCUUUUGAUAGCACAUUUGGUGAUUAUGAUGUUGGAAUUUAAAAGAACUACCAAAUCUACAGUUGUUCUCAAAUCAAGAUGCUUAAAUUAUAAGUUUUGUGUUGUCUUCCAUUAUGUAUAAAUGAAUAGGUUCAUAAGUAAAAUGUUUUGUUAGAUGUGGACAAUUUACACACCAACACGUAUUCUUUCUAAAAUAAUAUAACACAAAGUAUGACCUUAAGGUGAGUUUAUAUGUUGUUUAUUAAAUUGGACUAGGACAAUUCAGUCCUCAUGUGAAUGUACCAGAAGCAUUUGCAAACAUGUCAAACAUUUUGAUUUCAUGGUAUAAUAGUUUGUGUGGUUAUGUGUUUUUUAUUUUUUCUUCUGGGUUUACCAUGUGCUUUAUUACUUGUUUAAGAAUGCUUUUUGUAUCUUCGAUUUUUUAUUAUUUCCCAUGUCAUUAAAAAGUUUGACAAGAUACUUGUUCCCUAGAUAUUUCAAAAGGGAUCCAGUAGUGUUAAACUUUUAAGUAUACUUUUAGUUGUAUUUAACUUGUUUAAUAAAUAACUUUUUAAAUUAA